This is a messenger RNA of Parnassius mnemosyne (clouded apollo), 1212 nucleotides long. NCBI's taxonomy places the organism in Eukaryota, Metazoa, Arthropoda, Insecta, Lepidoptera, Papilionidae. The record is from the annotation of a GenBank genome assembly.
AUGGAGGGAACACCUCCAAGCCACACACAGGAACCCGACGAGGGCAUCGCCUCCGAUCGCCGCCCUUCCACCGACGACCACGCCGAUCUGUCAGACACCGCGUCGGAAGCUGGCUCCGGUGGUGGCAAAGAUUCGGGCUGUGAAGUCGCUCCUGACGCGCAGGAACCUCCGUAUACUCCGCCCGAUGAUGACCUGGCCAAUCGGAUCGUUUCGCAAGUCGAGUUUUACUUCAGUGACGCGAACAUCACUAAAGAUGCCUUCCUGUUGAAGCAUGUCAGGCGUAACAAGGAAGGGUACGUCUCUCUAAAGCUGAUAUCAAGUUUUAAACGCGUUAAGCAUCUUACAAAAGAUUGGAGGGUGGUCGCUGAGGCGCUGAAGAGAUCCACAAAACUAGAGAUUAACGAAGCAGGGACAAAAUUGCGAAGAAUCGACCCACUACCUGCGUACGAUGAGACAACUCCAUCCAGAACAGUAGUGGCUGUUAGGAUGCCUAUAGAUAGACCAACAGUUGAGAAUGUGUCAAGGUUAUUCGCCAGCUGUGGCGAAAUCGCGUUAGUUCGAGUGCUGAGACCAGGUAAUCCGGUGCCAGCUGAUGUGCGACAAUUCCUAAAUAAGAAUCCAAGUUUGGUUAACUGUGUGUGUGCGUUAGUAGAGUUUACGGAGUCUGAGGCUGCUAGAGGGGCGUUGAGGCUCCAGAGUCCAGACGAGGAUGGCAUGAAGGUGUACGAACUGAACGGCGUGCCAAGGGAACCGAAGCGAAAGGUCCAGGCCCGACGGCUUCCACCGCGUCGUCACGAAUGUGAAUAUUCUUCAUGCUGUAGUGGUUCAGAAGCAGAAUAUGAUUACAGAUACGUAAAUCCAUUCUAUAGGCGGAACUCCAGCGGCUUCUUCGCCCCUCGAUCGCCAGAAAUACAAACAUGGGUGCCUCGGCGUACAUCCACGUGUAGCCACAGUUCAGAUUCUGGCGUAUCAUUCUUCUGUGGCUCAAGGCGAGCGUCGCAAGUGAGCACAGGCAGUGCUAGCAGUGCCGAGGGGUGGCUAGCAAGACGACUAUCUGGCUGUUCCCUGUCCGGAACGGAGUGCGGUGGAAGGAGACUAUCCUGUACCCCGCGCUUUGAGCCCCGGACGCCGCUGGUUCCGGACGGCACGAGAGGUUUCAACGCCGCGGCCCGCCAGCGAAGAAUCUCGGACCUGGCGCUGUACUCGCGCUAG